AUGUACGCAGGAAGGAAAAGAAGAAAAGCCGUGCAGAAAGCUGUGAAGCAGCCUCCAGCUGAUGGAGUGAAGUCGAACCCGUCUAAACGUCAUCGUGAUCGUCUGAACUCGGAGCUGGACCGUCUCGCGCGCCUGUUGCCGUUUCCUGAUGAUGUCACGUCGGGUCUGGACAAGCUGUCCAUCCUGCGUCUGAGUGUCAGCUUCCUGCGCACCAAGACCUUCUUCUCCCUGACCUUAAAGAAUCACGGCGGUAAAAGGGCGACGCCCAGCCACGGAAACCAUGGCAACAGUAAAGCUACAGGAUUGUUGGAUGGACGCCUACCAGAGGGGGAGCUGCUGCUGCAGGCCCUUAAUGGGUUUGUACUAGUGGUGACUUCAGAAGGGACCAUAUUCUACGUCUCACACACUAUACAGGAUUAUCUUGGAUUCCACCAGACGGAUGUGCUACAUCAGUGCGUGUUUGAGUUGGUCCACACAGAGGAUCAGCAGGCGUUUAGGCGUAAUCUGCACUGGGCUCUGAACCCUCCAACUGCAGAAGAAAAGCCCGAGAUCACACAGGAUGCAGGUUCUGCCUCCAGUUCCUCUUCAGUCCAUUAUAAACCAGAUCAGCUGCCUCCAGAGAACUCGUCCUUUCUGGAGAGGAACUUUAUCUGUCGCUUCCGCUGCCUGCUCGACAACUCCUCUGGCUUCCUGGCACUGAAUCUCCAGGGUCGCCUAAAGUUCCUCCACGGACAGAACAGGCAUUUAGAUGAUGGAGGACAAGCCCCGCCCCAUCUGGCCCUUUUUGCCGUAGCCACGCCUCUACAGCUGCCUUCUAUUUUGGAGAUCCGCACCAAAAACAUGAUCUUCAGAACCAAACACAAGCUGGACUUCACUCCAAUGGCCUGCGAUGCCAAGGGUAAGAUAGUUCUGGGUUACACCGAGGCAGAGUUACGGGUCCGUGGCACGGGCUACCAGUUCAUCCACGCAGCCGACAUGCUGUACUGUGCAGAGAACCAUGUCCGCAUGAUUAAGACUGGGGAAAGUGGCCUGACUGUGUUCCGACUGCUCACUAAGGAAAACCGGUGGAAGUGGGUGCAGGCCAAUGCCAGACUUGUCUAUAAAAAUGGAAAACCUGAUUACAUCAUUGCUACUCAGAGGCCCCUCGGGGAGGAGGAAGGAGGCGAGCAUCUUAGGAAACGCUCCAUGCACCUUCCAUUCACUUUUGCAACUGGUGAAGCUUUGUUGUAUCAGACCAGCUUCCCCAUUCCAGGCUUCUCUGAUAACAUGGCGGCCAAAGGCAAAAGUGGGAAAUCCAAGAAAACCAAAGUAGACAAAAGCUCAAAAGAUGAGCUCGACCCUAGCUCCCUGCUUGGUGCGAUUAUGAGGCAGGAUAAGUCAGUUUAUGUUUGCCAACCUGCGUCAGAUCCUAAAGUACCGUACCGCAGCAGCCUGUUUAGCAAACAAGAGGAGACCAGUACCUUUUCAAACUCUGUGGAAGGUUUGAACUUUAAUUCUGCACCUAAUAAUGAAAAUGGAGUUCUCAAGUCUGUAGUGUCAACUAGUUUUGACCCUCUGCUGGCUACACUGGAUUCUCUUUCGCUAGAAAAUGAAGAAAGCUGCACCAACACUGAGCUGUUUAAUGCCCUGGAAAAUCUAGGAUUAAAUGCAGAGGAUCUGGAGUUGCUCCUCCUGGAUGAGAGGAUGAUCCAGGUGGAAAUGGAGCCAGAAUACAUUCCUUCACUUAAUGAUCUCCUCACUAACAAUGAGAUCCUGUCCUAUAUCCAUGAUUCGAUAGAAAAUAGUACAACUAGUGAAAAUAGUCUUGUUCCCCUUACUGCCUCAGAUCUUAUGGACCCUAUAGAGGGUUCCUCAAAACCUUAUAACCCACCUUCUAUGUCUGAUUCAACUCCUAUUCCCGUUUCAAGUCCAUAUUUAUCUUUCCGACCUUCCAGGUGUCCGACCUCACCCAUUCUUCAUCUGUCACAGCAGAUGCAGCAGCACUUGAGCACUCAGGUCUUGCACCAAAAAUACCAUGGCUGGAUUCCCGAGACACAGAUUAGUGAGGUUUCAUUCCCUCAGCACAAUUCAUUACUUGCUAGUGCAGCAGCUGAUGUUCAGAAUGGUCACUGUUUCCCUCAACAAACUCUGGAUGAAGUCUCAGAGGUCAAUGUAAAGUUUCCAGAACCCAAUAAACACCAGGAGCCUUGGUGCCAAAACCAGACACAAUCCCUUUUACCAUAUAAACAUGAACAUAUGUAUGUUGGUGGCUCUCAAAAUGGGAUAGGCCCCACCCCUCAAUGGGAAGAACCCUACUACAUAGACCAUCAGGCCCCCCAAAGUAGCUAUGUGGAUUACAAUAUGGCCAUGGUGUCCGGGAUGGAGUUCAAUGGUAGAGUGGAUGGAGAACUUCGACAUGGCAUGUCAUCAUCAUCAUUGUUGUCCUCUCAGCAGCUUUGCGCAAAACAAACAAUCUCAACUUAUACCUACACUAACCAGAACUCAUCACUGGGUCAUGUUCUUCCCUCAUUGGAUGUUUAUAAAAUGUUUGAUUCCACACAGUCUCAAGAUUCUACCCACAGACAGGUAAGAAGUAGCAAGAACCUGUGCCUUAUGCCAAAAUAGUCUUCAACACU
Clarias gariepinus (North African catfish) is the source of this 2615-nucleotide messenger RNA. RefSeq names its product aryl hydrocarbon receptor 1b (gene ahr1b). Gene Ontology annotation, cellular component: nucleus; aryl hydrocarbon receptor complex. NCBI's taxonomy places the organism in Eukaryota, Metazoa, Chordata, Actinopteri, Siluriformes, Clariidae. Bases 1 to 2604 code for a protein of 867 amino acids. The transcript is spliced from 10 exons. Gene Ontology annotation, molecular function: protein dimerization activity; transcription cis-regulatory region binding; nuclear receptor activity. Gene Ontology annotation, biological process: regulation of transcription by RNA polymerase II. The record is from RefSeq and is a predicted model, not a curated record.